GACCCAAUGGGGGUGGCCGCGCUGAUGAAGGCGGCGCUGCCGGCGGCCCCCGAGGACCAGGCCCGCCUUGGCAGGUUCCGGCCGUCUGGAUCCGCGCCGGGCAGUGCGACACGGGGCGACCGGAGCGCGACCUUGGCCACGGCAGGCGCUGCCCGCUGACCAGGCCGGAGGGUGGGGGCGGGAAAGGGCCGGAGGCCGCGGGUCGCGUGAAGCACCCUGGGAGACGGAGUCUGGGGGGGCGGUUGAUCGACGCGCAUGCGCGACGGUGUGACGCAGCGUGGACCUCCGAGGAACAGACACUGGCCUCAGGACCUGCUUCAGUCUCUCUGAUGAGGCCCACAGCACUGGGGUUCCCCCACUGCUCUCCCCCAGAAGAUGAGGGACCUGUGCUGGUGAAGCUGGAGGAUUCGGAGGAGGAGGGCGAAUCUGCUCCCUGGGACCCCGGCCCAGAGGCUGCGUGUCGGGACUUUUGGCACUUCCGCUAUGAAGAAGCCGCGGGGCCCCGGGAGGCCCUGGCCCGGCUGCGGGAGCUGUGCCGCCGCUGGCUGCGCCCCGAGCUGCGCUCCAAGGAGCAGAUGCUGGAGCUGCUGGUGCUGGAGCAGUUCCUGGGCGCCCUGCCGCCCGAGAUCCAGGCCUGGGCGCGGGAGCAGCGGCCCGGCAGCCCCGAGGAGGCCGCCGCCCUGGUGGAAGGGCUGCGCCGAGAGCCAGGAGGGCCCCGGAGAUGGGUCACAGUCCGAGUGCAGGGCCGAGAGGUUCUGUCAGAGGACGUGGGGCCCUCCGACGUGCAGGCCCUACACCAGAGCGAGCCUGCCAGCCCAGAACCAGGACCUGAGACGCCUCCUGGAGCCACGCUGGAGUCCCCUCUGGGCCUGCCAGUGAGAGAGAAGCCCACAGUCACAGAGGACCCAGACUCUCUAGACACCGGGGGCCUGGCCAGCACUGACAUGGCGACACUCCUGCCCGAGGAGGCCCAGGCCAGCCAGAUGGCACUGGACCAGACCUCAAUGCAUGAGACGGAGCCUGGGGGACACCUAUGGAGGGAGCACCCUGGGGCCCUGUGGGAGGAGGAUGCUGGAGACAUCUUCUCCUCAGGUGAGCAGCAUGAGGGCAUGCCUGUCCCGCCUGUUCCAGCCUCUGCAGCCCUCACCUCCGCACCUCACCACCUCUGCCCUUCAUUGACCCUGCAGCCCCUCAGCUGCCACCCCCACCCUGGGCCCUGGAGUGCAAGGCCUGAGCCACAUGACCACACCCUCCCCAGCGCCCGGCAUCCUGGGUUCCCAGACUCUAGGCCAGCACCCCAAGUAUGGGGGGCAGCUUGGAUCUAGCGGGGCCACUGACUUAGCAGUGUGAGGGCAGGAGGGACCUGACGUACAUGAAGCGAGAACCUGACAGGAUCCUUGGGUUUGCCAGGCCCCGCCAUCCACCUGCGUCCAUGCCGUCUCUCUGCUGCUGCCCAGGCUCCCAGCCUCCCCUUUCCCCUGCUCCGUGCUCCUUUCUUGCCUUUUCCCCAUCAUCCUAGGGGACCAGUCCUGGGAGCUGCACUGUGGGCUUCUGAGACUGGCCUGUCUGAACCUUGUCUGUCCAGCUCUCAGCAUUAAAGUUCAGACAGAUGAAGACUUUUAUCGACUCAACCUCAGACUUCUC
This is a messenger RNA of Erinaceus europaeus (western European hedgehog), 1644 nucleotides long. Its product is annotated as myeloid zinc finger 1. Lineage: Eukaryota; Metazoa; Chordata; Mammalia; Eulipotyphla; Erinaceidae. The record is from RefSeq and is a predicted model, not a curated record. The coding region runs from base 330 to 1325 and encodes 331 amino acids. The transcript has 6 exons.